AUGGGUCCAUGUAUUCCCCGAAUCGACACGAUCAACACCAGCGGCGAGCUCAGGGCCGAAAACUCGACCAAAAAGGGCGCAGUCAUCGCGUCUCUGCAGCUCGGGGCACUCGUGGGCGCCCUCUCGUGCAUUUCCUUUGGUGAUCGGCUUGGCCGGCGCAAGACCAUCUUCCUGGCUGCCAUCAUCGCCAUUAUCGGCCAGCUGUUGCAGACCUCAUCGUACGGCAUCAUUCAGUUUACCCUGGGCCGGGUGAUUCUGGGUAUUGGGGUCGGGCAGCUGAGCGCCACGGUCCCAGUGUUCCAGGCCGAAUGUAACUCGGCAAAGCAUCGUGGGCAGCAUGUCGUUGUCGACGGCAUAUGCAUGACUCUGGGGUUUGUGCUGUGCAACUGGAUCGACUUUGGCUUUAGCAAGACAUCGGGUGAAACCCAAUGUCGGGUCCCACUGGCCCUGUCCUUUCUCUUCCCGCUAACUAUCCUGGCGACCGUCUUCUUGCUGCCGGAAUCGCCGCGGUGGCUUGUGCUGGUCACCCGCCGCGAUGAGGCGGUCCACAGCCUUGCAGCCUACAAGGGCCUCAGGGUGGACGACGAGGCCGUCCAGACAGAGAUUGCAAGCAUCGAGUCAUCGUUGGAAAUUACCGAAUUAUUCAUAGUAAGGCUCUUAAUCUAA
Messenger RNA from Aspergillus viridinutans, 666 nucleotides. RefSeq lists its product as uncharacterized. Gene Ontology annotation, molecular function: carbohydrate:proton symporter activity. Gene Ontology annotation, cellular component: membrane. The transcript is spliced from 2 exons. Gene Ontology annotation, biological process: transmembrane transport; carbohydrate transport. The coding region runs from base 1 to 666 and encodes 221 amino acids. Lineage: Eukaryota; Fungi; Ascomycota; Eurotiomycetes; Eurotiales; Aspergillaceae. The record is from RefSeq and is a predicted model, not a curated record.